AUGAGACGAGACUUCGGGGGAUCAAGCUACCCAUCAGUACACCAGAGUUGCAAAAUUGAUCAAUUCAUCCGCCUGAAACCCUUAAGUUUUGAGGGUGGGACUGACUCGAUUAAGGCUGAAAUGUGGAUGCAAGAGAUGGAGAAGAUAAUGGCAGUGUUGAAUUGCAAUGAGCAAAAGGUUCUUUUUGCCACCUUUCAGCUGGCCGGCAAAGCUGAACGGUGGUGCCAUGUGGUAAAGCUAUUGAAAGAACAGCGAGCAGUACCUAUAGCAAUGACCUGGGGUCAUUUCAAGCAGGUCUUCUACGACCGAUACUUCCGCGUUACCACCAGGACUGCGAAGGCGGAAGAAUUUUUCAACCUGACUCAGGGGCGUCUCACUAUUCAGCACUAUGCUACUAGAUUUCUAAAACUUUCUCGCUUUGAACCUUCCAUGGUUCCAAAUGAAUACCAAAAGGCAAGGUGGUUUGAAAGGGGCUUGAAUAAGAGGAUUCACGAGCAUAUGGCGUGUUUGCAGAUUCAGGAUUUCGCAGAACUGGUGGAAAAAGCCAUCGUGGCAGAGUCAAGUCUGCAGAGAGGUGCAGAGGCAUCAGAACGAAGGAAAAGGCAUGCGUCUCCUAGUCCUUAUGCAAAUGUCAGACAAGGGUCAUGGAGGGGAGACGGAGAUGUUGUGGGUCAAGGGUCGGAAAGAAAUGAUCGAGGACAUCAGGGCGAUUCGUCACGCCCCCACUGCCCUAGAUGUUACUAG
Malania oleifera is the source of this 744-nucleotide messenger RNA. RefSeq lists its product as uncharacterized. Bases 1 to 744 code for a protein of 247 amino acids. The record is from RefSeq and is a predicted model, not a curated record. The transcript has a single exon. Lineage: Eukaryota; Viridiplantae; Streptophyta; Magnoliopsida; Santalales; Ximeniaceae.